Molecule: messenger RNA, 1497 nt
Organism: Penaeus monodon (black tiger shrimp)
Lineage: Eukaryota; Metazoa; Arthropoda; Malacostraca; Decapoda; Penaeidae
Product: nephrin-like
Molecular function (GO): protein binding
Source: RefSeq, a predicted model, not a curated record
UGGGAAUUCAAGCGAUAAAACUAUUUGGAAAUGUUGAGUCCCCGCUGUUGUUUUUAUAACUUCACCAUUCGUCCACAUGUGCCAUCCUUCGAUAAAAGAUAUAUAAAUAUUUCCUCUUUAUUCCUCUCUUCACUUCAGUCUUUCAACGUCAGUAGGGGGGGGGGGGGAGAGAUACGAGGAAAAAAAAUAGAUAAAUGUAAAUAUUAACUCACGACAUCGCAGUUACUAUGGGUCGGCCGGACUGGAGGUGAUCGCUUCAGUCUGUGUCGAGGCGGCGAGGGGAUCGCAUACCGGCCGUUUCCUCUCGCCGAGAUCCAGUCAUUGGUGUUGCCUUUCGAUGUGAAACCGCUUACAAAACAACAACAGCAACUUGUAUGAAAGCGUGACAGGAACACAGAAGAAAAUCAAAGCAAUGGUUAUACAUAGGAUUGCGUGAAACAGCACUAAUUCUUUUAAGACAAAAAAAACAUUUUUCAAUUUCCUUCUCGCGCAUCAGUACUGGUUGUGCAAAAGGAGGGAAUCGCGCCAACGUAUCUGUGAUAUUAUUGACCUUUGACCUUCGAGGAUCAAGGGUGUGACGUAUGCAUUAAAAGUGACAUGAGGAGUGAAGGAAAUAAACGUAGAUAUAAGGAAAUUGUGAAUGAAAAGAGAGAAGUAAGUUGAAAGUAAAAAUGUAUAUGGAUUCGAAGUAAUUAUUAAAUAAGGAAGAAAAUAGCAGUGAUGUGGAAAUAACUAAAGAAUGACAUUAAACAGACACAUGAUGCAACACACGAGUCAACCGAGGAUAACAGUGAUAGAAAACCCAUUGCCGAUGACCUGGAAUGACCUGGGAGGAGUGACCGGAGCUUGACAAGGAGUGGAGAGUGACCUCGUGACAGGCGAAGGAAGAUGUGUCCUCAGUUCGUCCUCCUCAUGACCUGGCUCCUCCUCGCUGCAGCCGUCGAGAUUAAGAAAAUUCCGGUCCGGGGCGUGACAGCCAUCGUGGGCGGGGUCGCCGAUUUACCGUGUGAGGUUUCCCACCCGCCCCUCGACGAUAUAAUCCUGUUGUUGUGGUUCAAAGAUGGCCUUACCACGCCCAUCUACAGACCGGCCCACAGCCACCGCGCGGUUCGGUUCCUCGCUGGACGUCGCCAACAUCAAGGAGGGCGAUGACGUGUAUUUCGAGUGCGACGUCUACGCCAACCCCGAGGCCUCGAGGGUGUCCUGGAGGCUCGACAACCAGGUGCUCAACCAUAACGUCAGCGCGGGCGUCAUAGUCAGCAACCACGCUCUGGUCCUGCAGCGGGUGGUGAGGGCGUGGGCGGGGCUGUACUCCUGCCACGCCCUCAAUCCUGUCGGGGACGGAGUAUCGAACACACUCAGGCUCGACGUUAAGUGUGGACGGCCUCCGCCCAGGCAGGAAAUACGACCUUUUUAUCACCGCCCACAACGACAAGGGCGCCAGCACCCCCGCCCAUCUCACCAUCGCCGCCCACGGCUCUGUCUAUCAGCAUCAUG